Letharia columbiana is the source of this 1497-nucleotide messenger RNA. RefSeq lists its product as uncharacterized. Gene Ontology annotation, cellular component: high-affinity iron permease complex. Lineage: Eukaryota; Fungi; Ascomycota; Lecanoromycetes; Lecanorales; Parmeliaceae. The record is from RefSeq and is a predicted model, not a curated record. Gene Ontology annotation, biological process: cellular response to iron ion starvation; reductive iron assimilation. The transcript is spliced from 4 exons. Gene Ontology annotation, molecular function: copper ion binding; ferroxidase activity. The coding region runs from base 1 to 1497 and encodes 498 amino acids.
AUGAUGCUCCUAAAAUCAUCCCUUUUGGCUACCUUGGCCCACGGCAUUUGCAUAUAUGCUGCUGUCUACGAUUGGGAUGUCACUUGGGUCAACCGGAACCCAGAUGGUCUGCACGCAAGACCUGUCAUCGGUAUCAACAAUCAAUGGCCAGUCCCAGUAAUCAUUGCCAAUGUUGGUGAACAGAUUACUGUGCAUCUAACUAAUCAACUGGGAAACGAGACGACAAGUGUGCAUUUCCAUGGUCUUUUCCAGAACGGCACCAAUUCUAUGGAUGGCCCGACGGGAGUGACGCAAUGCCCAAUCGGCCCUGGGGAGACUUUCACCCAAGUCUUUACGGUUAAUCAGCCUGGGACUUACUGGUAUCAUUCCCACAACGGGGGCCAAUACCCUGACGGUUUCCGAGGGCCUAUCUUGAUCCACGAUCCAGCCUCGCCUUAUGCUGGCCAAUACGACGAAGAGCUGGUGCUGACCCUAUCGGAUUGGUACCACAAACAGAUGCCAGAGCUAAUCCCUGGCUUUCUCUCCCCAAUUCAAAAUCCUUCCGGGGCAGAACCAAUUCCUGACUCAGCAAUCAUUAAUGACAACGCGACGACAUCAUUCGCCAUCACACCGGGCAAGACAUACAUGGUCAGGAUCAUCAACAUGGCCAACUUCGCCGCAUUCUUUGUUACAUUCGACCAACAUGAGAUGACCAUCAUCGAGGUCGAUGGCGUUUAUACCGUAGCCCAAAAAACAGACCUAAUUUACCUCUCCGACGCUCAGCGUAUGAGUGUCUUGAUAACAGCAAAGCCCAAUGCUGAUGAGAACUUCGCAUUUGUUGGCGCCAUGGAUCCUUCCAUGUUCGACAGUGUCCCUUCAACUCUGGAUCUUAAUGCUACCGGGUAUCUUGUGUACGAUGCCGCGAAGCCGUUGCCUUCGGGAGCUCCGACUUUCGCCUCCUACGAUGGCGGCUUGGCCUUGGAUGAUUUCGGCUUAGUACCGUACGACAAAUUGGCUUUGUUCGCGCCUGUCACUCGCCAAAUCAUAUUCAACGUGAACUCUGGGGUUACUGAUAACCAGAACCGAUUCACCAUCAACAACAUCACUUAUACCGAACCAAAAGUGCCCUCACUCUACACAGCUUUAAGCGUUGGCAAAGACGCCACGAACCCAAUUGUCUAUGGUUAUGCCGCCAACGCCCAUGUAGUAGACUACUACGACACAGUUGAAGUAGUAGUCAACAACUUCGACACAGGCGGCCAUCCGCUCCACAUACACGGCCACAACUUCCAGAUAGUACAGCGCUCCGCAACCAACGCUGGCGUCUACGGUGGAACGCCCAUCGACCCCCCAGCAACUCCCAUACGUCGCGAUGUAGUCAAGGUCAAUGCGGGUGGUUACGUAACCUUUCGCUUCAUAGCAAACAACCCAGAUAAGUAUCCCCUAUCCCCUAUCUGCACCCCAACACCUUCGCUGACCAAAAGCCUGCACGUGUCUGGGCAUUCCACUGCCACAUAG